UCUUGUAGAUAGAGGUAUCUCUUUAGCCUCGAAGUACGAAUCUACAUCUUGCUAAAAUAUCAGUUCUUACUUGAUCCAGCAGCAACACAAAUCUUUUUGUUCACUAUCUGAGAAUUGAUUUUGGAAAGAUAAUGGGCCUGGAACCAAAGAAUCUUGAAUCUUCUAUCCCUGUUCCGAGUGUACAGGAGCUUGCCAGCCUGAAACUUGAGACCGUUCCAUCUAGAUACAUAAGAGAAGACAUGGACAGCAUCAUCGGCACCGUUCCCUCCGACAGAACUCUCCGAGUGCCGUUGAUUGAUAUGGCCAAGCUGGUCGAUUCAGAGUCUCAAGAGACAGAGCUUCAAAAGUUUCAUGCUGCUUGCAAAGAAUGGGGCGUUUUUCAGUUAAUAAACCAUGGAGUUUCAGCCGAAUCACUGAGAAACAUGAACAAGCAAACUCAUGAGUUCUUUGACCUUCCCUUAAAAGAGAAGAAACGCUGGGCACAGAAACCGGGAAGCCUUGAAGGCUAUGGUCAAGCAUUUGUGACCUCAGAAGAACAAAAGCUUGAAUGGAAUGACAUGAUUUUCCUCAAAGCUCUUCCCAUUGAAAACAGAAACCUCGAAAUGUGGCCCGAAAACCCUCCAAAAUUCAGGGAAUCCCUUGACAGGUAUUCUCAAGACAUGAGGCAAAUUGCCGUUGCCUUAACAAGAUUCAUGGCCAUGGGGCUUGAGAUUGAGAGUCAAGAGCUCUACGAUGCUUAUGAAGAAGGACUGUAUCAAAUAAGGAUGAAUUACUACCCAUCUUGUCCUCAACCUGAAAGAGUUAUGGGGUUAACCCCACAUGUUGACAUCCCUGGCUUCGCUCUUUUGCUUGAUUGUGGAGAUACACCUGGAUUGCAGGUUCUAAGGGAUGAUCAUUGGAUUUUUGUUGAACCUUUAGAUGGUGCCAUUGUUGUAAACAUGGGGCAGAUCACAGAGAUAUUAAGCAAUGGGCUAUACAAAGCACCAGAGCACAGAGCGGUGGUAAACAAAACAAAGGAGAGACGAUCCAUAGUUACCUUUUGCUAUCCUAACUUAUCUUUCAGAGUUGGUCCUGCCAAAGAACUAAUUAAGCUCGGAAGUCGACCGUUAUACAAGACUGUCACCGUGGAAGAGUAUAUCGGAUGCUUCAUCAAUCGAAAGCUGGAGGUUCCGUUCAUCGAUACCAUGAAAAUCUAAUAGCUUGCACAGACAGAACUGUGCUUUGAAUAAAAAAGCUGCCCUACAAAUUCUCAAUUUCUCAUAACUUCACGUUGAACGAUAUGAUUAGUAGCGUGAUUCUAAGCUAUGUGUGUG
Populus euphratica (Euphrates poplar) is the source of this 1313-nucleotide messenger RNA. Its product is annotated as protein SRG1-like. The transcript is spliced from 4 exons. The record is from RefSeq and is a predicted model, not a curated record. NCBI's taxonomy places the organism in Eukaryota, Viridiplantae, Streptophyta, Magnoliopsida, Malpighiales, Salicaceae. Bases 132 to 1196 code for a protein of 354 amino acids.